Molecule: messenger RNA, 729 nt
Organism: Lactuca saligna
Lineage: Eukaryota; Viridiplantae; Streptophyta; Magnoliopsida; Asterales; Asteraceae
Source: the annotation of a GenBank genome assembly
AUGGCUGUCUUAUCAAAAUCUCCAUCUACUGCUGAUCAGACUCCUUCAUCAGGGCUACUGGGCAUCAAGGCUAACCAGAAUCUCAUCUUAGACCUUGAUCCAUCCAAGUAUGAAGCCUUUCUCCAUCCAUUGAUCUAUUGUCUACGGCAUUCUCCUGUGAGUUGUGUUGCUGAUGUUAAUGCUCACUUGCAUAAUAUCAUCGAGACUCAUGAUUCACUCCUCACAGUCUUUGUUCAUCGGCAUCUUGCUGAGAAAUUGAAGCCCAUCUUCUCCAUGCUUGAUCAAACUGAGGGUGUUUCAGAAUCCUUUACAAUUCCAAAACAAGGUGGAGAACUUCUGGCAUCAAAAGGAAAAGAGAAAUUGGUUGAUGAUGAAGAUGAGGAAGAAGAAGAAUAUGAAAAUGAAAAGUUAACGCGUAAAUCUCGUGAUGCUAAAAUUGAUGAAAACCUACGAGUUACUAGGGAGGAUAAAGAACGAGAGAAUGCAGUUCAUGAAGCUGAGGAAACUUUGAAGACUGAGAAAACUCUUUUCCCUUUAUGGUCAAUGGAACACAUCUUGAGUGAAGCCAUUGAUAACCCAAGAGUUUAUUGGCUAGAACAUGUUGUGUCGUUUGAAUUUGAGAACUCACAAAAUUCGCAGCUUGGCCUGCCUAUUACUCUGAAGGCCUUUCAAUUUUGUUGCUUUGACAAAAUUGUGAAUGUUCCUCUCUCAGAAAAUGGUGCUUAUUAG